AAUUCGUGGAUCAAAAUUUUGGCAUUCAUUAUUAGUGCAGAAUUGUUUAUAUCGCAACUGUAUCAAUAUUAUAUUCCAUAGUCCACAUGAUGAGUUGAGUAAAAUACGCAGGAAAAAGGGUCUCUGAUACAACUUACAGAGAUGAGUUAGAAGCCACCAUUUGGUGAAGAAGGAAAGAGACAAUUCCAUGAUCUAUGGAAACUCCCACACUUUUUCUUUCCAUAGUUUUGGUAAUUUUGUUUUGCAUUUGCGUAUUGAAGAUCAAUUCCAGCAGCCGGAAGGCCAGUAAACUUCCUCCGGGGCCUUACCCUUUACCUGUCAUUGGCAACAUCUUUCAGCUUGGUGGAGUUUUCCAUGUUUCACUAGCAGAACUCUCCAAGACUUAUGGAUCUUUGAUGACAAUUCAUCUAGGAAGCAGGACGACGUUCGUUGUAUCGUCAUCGGACAUCGCGAAACAAAUAUUGUCCAAACACGAACAUCUGUUCAUUAGAAGGCCAGUCACAGAUGCAAGCAGGGCACUUGAUCAUGAUAAGUUCUCUGCUAUCUGGUUGCCGGCGACAUCAGGCCAAUGGCGCAAUCUUCGCAAACUCUGCAAAGAACAAAUAUUUUCAUCCGAGAGACUCAAUUCAAGUCAGGGCCUGCGUCAGGAAAAGAUGCAACAACUUCGUAAUUAUUUGCAAGAGUGCUGCAAUACUGGAAAGGUUGUCAACAUUUGUGAGGCAGCCUUUACAACAUCUCUGAAUUUGACCUCCAACACCAUUUUCUCGGUUGAUUUCGCCGAUUAUGGUUCAAGUUCAUCUCAGGAACUAAAAGAGAUAGUAACAGGUGUGAUGAAAAGUCUUGGCGCUCCAAAUGUUUCCGACUUUUUGCCUUUCCUAAAAUACAUUGAUCCACUAGGCAUAAGGCGGCAGGCUAAGUACUAUCUUGGAAAAUUGUUUCAAAGUUUUGACGAUCUAAUCACUCAAAGGUUACAAGAAAGGCGGACUUCCCUGGAUUACUCCAGAAAAGAUGAUUUCUUGGAAACCCUUCUUGAUCUAACCGAGCAGGAAGGAGCUGAAUGGAGGUAUCAGGACAUCAAACAUUUGAUCCUGGAUUUAAUAUAUGCUGGAACAGAAACAACUUCACUCACAGUGGAAUGGGCAAUGACAGAAUUGUUAAGGAACCCUGGAAAACUGAGAAAAGCUAGAGAUGAGAUUAAGGAAGUCAUAGGGCACAACAAUAUUGUUCAAGAAUCAGAUAUCUCAAGGCUUCCUUAUUUGCAGGCAUUAGUUAAGGAGACAUUCCGUCUUCAUCCAGUGGUUAGUGUUCUAGUCAAACUACCUGAAGAGGAUGUGAAAGUAGAACAGUCUGUAGUGCCAAAAGGAGGUCAAAUAUUUGUUAACAUUUGGGCCAUUGGCAGGGAUCCGAGCCAGUGGCCUAAUCCUGAUGCAUUCGUCCCCGAAAGAUUCUUGAGCAAAGAAAUUGAUGUGAAAGGCCAGCAUUUUGAGCUCCUUCCCUUUGGCACAGGAAGGAGAAUAUGUCUAGGAAUGCCUCUAGCACAUCGAAUGCUACAUCUCAUGCUGGCUACUUUGCUGCAUAAAUUUGAUUGGAAACUUGAAGAUGGGAUCAGACCUGAAGAUAUUGACAUGGCUGAGAGGUUUUGUGGUACAGUUCAGAAGGCAGUGCCCCUUAAGGCCAUUCCAAUUUUAGAUUAUAGUACAUAGUCCUUGUCUUUCAUGGAUUGUCUGACUGCAUCUGUAACAAGCAUUUAUGGGCCUUUUUAUGUUUGGGAAAAACCGUAGGUUAGCAUUUAAUAUGUUUGGCCCCUUUUUUCAUAUUUUAUGGCAGAUUGAUUGCGUGAGCAAUGUACAACUGGGAGUGAUUUUCGUUUUCUAAAUGCAAUCAGUGGCUGAUAUUGAGAAAACAUAUCUUGUC
Molecule: messenger RNA, 1914 nt
Organism: Oldenlandia corymbosa var. corymbosa
Lineage: Eukaryota; Viridiplantae; Streptophyta; Magnoliopsida; Gentianales; Rubiaceae
Source: the annotation of a GenBank genome assembly